Messenger RNA from Purpureocillium lilacinum, 1509 nucleotides. Its product is annotated as nucleosomal histone H3-Lys79 methylase. The record is from RefSeq and is a predicted model, not a curated record. Gene Ontology annotation, cellular component: nucleus; nucleosome. NCBI's taxonomy places the organism in Eukaryota, Fungi, Ascomycota, Sordariomycetes, Hypocreales, Ophiocordycipitaceae. Gene Ontology annotation, molecular function: histone binding; histone H3K79 methyltransferase activity. Gene Ontology annotation, biological process: DNA damage checkpoint signaling; DNA repair; regulation of transcription regulatory region DNA binding.
AUGCCUCUCCUCGGCAAGGGAAAUAAGUUCAAGGUCAACCAGCCCAAGAUCCGCAUCGAUAAGGUCGUCGUCGAGCGCCCUCCGCCGCCCAAGCCUAAGCAGCCCCGUCCCGCCGCCUCCUCCUCGUCUGCCCGGUCCUCCCCCGCCGCCGGCCACCGACCCUCGCCGAAACCCCCCUCUGCCGCCGCCCGGCAUAAGAGCCACUCGCCGUACCCCUCAUCCUCGGACGAGAAGCGCCUCGAGCGCAAGCGCAAGGCCGGACGCGAUGGCGCCGCCCUGUCCCGACCCUCGCCCGCGAGCGACCGCGUAGCCUUCGACAAGGACAGCGACAACGAGGAUGACGGGUGGAUGAACCUCGACGGGCGCAAGCGGCAGCGCAGGGGCACCGUUGACGGGCGCUUUGUCGACCCGAACCGCAAGCUGCGCAAUGCACGGGCCUUUGAGGGCCGCAACGACAAACUCAAGUUCAUCCACGCUACCGAGGUGGCGUCACUCGAGUCCAAGUGUGUGCCCGUCAUGGGCGCGCAGAAAGAAGACGUGGCAAUAGAGCUGCAGUACCCGAGUCUGCAGCCGCGAGAAAGAUUCGAGCUGGUCUGGGGCAAGGACAAAAUCGACGCCGUCGAGGCGAGCAUACGCAUAGUCCGCCACGUCGCCGAGACGUACCUGACUGACGAAGAAGCCGAACCCUUCACCAACCAGAACACGGGCCUGAUUCGCCGGCUUGAGAAGGCAUCGAACCGCAAUAUUCAGGAUCUCGCUGGGUUCAAGUCGGCGCUACACGAGUACAACGAGACGCUCCUCGGCCUUGUCGAAGACGGCGUCAUCGCCAAGAACCUCGACAACAUGCACGAGAUCCCGCGCAACCUCGUCGCCUUCAUCCUCGACCAGGUGUACGACCGCACCGUCGCCCCCAAGGUCGAGCUCCUGUCCAAGUACGAGAACGGCACCGACUACGUGUACGGCGAGCUCCUGCAUCCUUUCAUCUCCAAGCUGCUCGUCGAGCAGACCAAGAUGACGUCCGACCAGGUCUUCGUGGACCUGGGGUCCGGCGUGGGCAACGUCUGCCUGCAGGCGGCGCUGGAAAUUGGAUGCGAAAGCUGGGGCUGCGAGAUGAUGGAGAACGCCUGCAACCUGGCCGACGCGCAGGUCAAGGAGUUCACCUCGCGAUGCAUCCUCUGGGGCGUGCGUCCGGGCAAGGUUCACCUCGAGCGCGGCGACUUUCGCAAGAACGCCGUCAUCCAUGACGCGCUCAAGCGCGCUGACGUGGUGCUGGUGAACAACAAAGCUUUCACGUCGCAGCUCAACGACGACUUGGUGCGCAUGUUCCUCGACCUGAAGCCCGGCUGCAAGAUCAUCUCCCUGCGCUCCUUUGUGGCCGAGUUCAAAAGCAGCCACAACGUCAACGACGUCGGGAGCACCAUCCUCGAUGUCGAAGAGUGUACGUACCCUGAGGGAUACGUGAGCUGGACCAAUGCUGGCGGCCCAUACUUUAUCUCAACACGCAAGUAA